AUGAGCGGCGUUACGGAGCUUGAUCUCAACUUCCGUCAUUACUCUACUGUAUACUAUAUCGGUUUUCUUGAAGCUUCUGUCCCCUAUAAGCCCUUUAACUUGCCUCAAUGCCUCUUUAGCUGCGAUUCUUUAAUCCAUCUGAAUUUGGCUCUCUGCGAUUUCAACUGUCCAUUGAAUUUCAAUGGUUUACAAGCUCUGAAAACGCUCCAUCUUCGACGGGUUCAUCUGAAUUGCCUGCUUCUUGAGGAAUCGAAUUUAAGGGAGUGUUUCAGUCUGGACUACAUCAAGGUUUCUGGUCCCAAUCUGCGGCUUAAGAGUUCGAUCGUAGUAGCUCGUGGGUCCCCUAAGAUUGAGAUUUCUGCUCCAAAUCUCCAAUCAUUUGAUUACUGUGGUGCUCUUUUCUAUGGACCUUCAUUCGCAAACUUUUCACAGUUGGUGGAUGUGAUUUUAAAUUCAAGAGGCUAUCAACACAAGGAACCAGAGCAUGAUUAUAUACAGAUUUUGAAAGACCUGGCUCAUGUUAAGGUUCUAACCGUAUGCGACGAGCCUCUUAAGCAGAUAGGAAUGUCGUCUAAAGAGAAAUAUUACACAUGGGAAGAUUUACCGAUCACCUUCGACAAUCUGCAAGAGUUGCAGCUGAUGCUAACAUCGACUAGCAAUAAAUCUCUCUCCGACCUCUAUGCCUUCUUUGCAAACUGUUUUUUCCUUCUUUGGAGAAACUUUUCAUUCAUGUAGGUUUUCAUAAUCCUCCUGUUAGAUUUCAAUUACCACUUCUUUCAAAAGCAGCCCAUGAAUUCAAAGUGGCCCGACUAGUACAGGGUCGUUCAUUAAGUGGUGACGAGUGGAGAGGUAUGAUGUAUGGGCAAGGGACUUGUAUGAUGAAAUGCACGACUGGAAAAGCAGGGACAUGAGCCCUUCUUAAUAAGCUGCCCUGACCUUUUGGCCUAUGGCACAUUCUCCAUGGAGCCCGCCCGAGGAAAUGCCCACACGUCACUCACCCGUGCCACUUUGGCAGCCAUGGGGCUUUUGUAUUCGAGAGUAGCAUGCUGUCACAGACAAGACAUUUUUAUAAGAGGCAAGAAAACUUGUGUUGAGCUGAUUAGAAAU
Magnolia sinica is the source of this 1107-nucleotide messenger RNA. RefSeq names its product F-box/FBD/LRR-repeat protein At1g13570-like. The transcript has 2 exons. The coding region runs from base 1 to 735 and encodes 244 amino acids. The record is from RefSeq and is a predicted model, not a curated record. NCBI's taxonomy places the organism in Eukaryota, Viridiplantae, Streptophyta, Magnoliopsida, Magnoliales, Magnoliaceae.